AUGUGCUGCUGGCUGCACCGGCACAGCAAGCCCCCCCGGGGGGCCCUCCCAGUGCGAGAUCUCGCUGUUCCCAUCAAAGGGGGUCGGGGUGGGACUGGAUGGGGUUAUCUGUUUCUCUCAAAACCUAAUAAGCAAGAUGUCUACUAAUGAGAAUGCCAAUGUAGCAGCAGCUCGCUUGAACAGAUUCAAGAACAAAGGAAAGGAUACUACAGAAAUGAGAAGGCGGCGUAUUGAAGUCAAUGUAGAGCUGAGGAAAGCUAAGAAAGAUGACCAGAUGCUUAAAAGAAGAAAUGUUAGCACUUUACCAGAUGAUGCUACUUCUCCCCUUCAGGAAAAUAGGAGCAAUCAGGUUUCAGCACACUGGUCAGUUGAAGAAAUAGUCAAAGGAGUUAAUAGCAAUAAUAUGGAGCUGCAGCUACAGGCUACGCAAGCUGCCAGGAAACUCCUCUCAAGAGAGAAGCAGCCCCCUAUAGACAACAUAAUUCGGGCUGGUUUGAUUCCAAAGUUUGUCUCCUUCUUGGGUAGAGCAGACUGUAGUCCUAUUCAGUUUGAAUCUGCCUGGGCGCUUACCAACAUUGCUUCUGGCACGUCAGAACAAACAAAGGCCGUAGUAGAUGGAGGGGCUAUUCCAGCCUUUAUUUCACUACUGGCCUCUCCCCAUACUCACAUCAGUGAACAGGCUGUGUGGGCAUUGGGAAAUAUUGCAGGGGAUGGUUCCACCUAUAGAGAUCUAGUUAUUAAAUUUGGUGCAAUUGAGCCACUGCUGAGUCUACUAGCUGUUCCUGAUCUCUCUUCUCUGGCUUCUGGAUAUUUACGCAAUGUUACCUGGACCCUCUCAAACCUGUGUCGUAAUAAGAAUCCUGCGCCACCCGUAGAAGCUAUUGAGCAGAUUCUUCCAACUCUUGUUCGGCUCUUGCACCAUGAUGAUCAUGAGGUGUUAGCAGACACAUGCUGGGCACUUUCCUAUCUAACAGAUGGUUCCAAUGACAGGAUAGAAGUUGUAGUGAAAACCGGAUUGGUGCCACAACUUGUGAAACUCCUGGGAUGUAGUGAACUGCCAAUAAUGACUCCUUCAUUAAGAGCCAUAGGAAAUAUCGUCACUGGUACUGAUGAGCAGACGCAGAUUGUUAUUGACUCGGGAGCGCUAUCUGUCUUUCCAAGUCUCCUUUCUCAUCAUAAAAACAACAUUCAGAAAGAAGCAGCGUGGACAAUGUCCAACAUCACUGCUGGACGACAGGACCAGAUUCAGCGAGUUGUAGACCAUGGUCUUGUACCUUAUCUCAUUGGUAUUCUGAGGAAGGGGGAUUUCAAAUCUCAAAAGGAAGCUGUGUGGGCUGUGACUAACUACACAAGUGGUGGAACAAUUGACCAGAUCGUGUAUCUCGUUCAGGCUGGUGUUGUUGAACCCCUCCUGAAUCUCCUUUCAGCUAAAGACAGCAAAACUGUGCUAGUUAUUCUGGAUGCUAUUUCUAAUAUCUUCUUGGCUGCUGAGAAGAUUAAUGAGACUGAAAAACUUUGCCUCAUGAUUGAGGAGUGUGGAGGUCUAGAUAAAAUUGAAGCUCUCCAGUCACAUGAAAAUGAACAAGUGUACAAAGCCUCAUCCACCCUCAUUGAGAAAUAUUUCUCAGCAGAAGAGGAGGAAGACCAAAAUGUUGCACCAGAAUCUACUGCUGCCAGCUACACUUUCCAAAUUCAGGGCAAUGUUCCAAACACUUUCAACUUCUAG
This is a messenger RNA of Fulmarus glacialis (Northern fulmar), 1726 nucleotides long. It is a transcript of the gene KPNA2, whose product is annotated as karyopherin alpha 2 (RAG cohort 1, importin alpha 1). Gene Ontology annotation, cellular component: cytoplasm; nucleus. The transcript has 11 exons. The coding region runs from base 137 to 1726 and encodes 529 amino acids. The record is from RefSeq and is a predicted model, not a curated record. Gene Ontology annotation, biological process: NLS-bearing protein import into nucleus. NCBI's taxonomy places the organism in Eukaryota, Metazoa, Chordata, Aves, Procellariiformes, Procellariidae. Gene Ontology annotation, molecular function: nuclear import signal receptor activity; protein binding.